UGUCACACCCACACCCAAGAAUUGAUGUUCAUCGCUCGUGCUGCGCAUGUGCUUGAAAUUGCUCCUGCGGACCGGCCACGUCAAGAAGAACAAAAAGAAAGAGACAUGCAUGUUGCUGUUGCCGUGCCUCUCUUUCCCCUUAGCGUGGUGCGGUAUGGUGUAGGUGGGGUGGGGUGGGGUGGGUUGGUGAGGAUCGAUUCAAGUGGAUCGAUGAGCGAAUCGCUGAGUGAGGGAACCAGCUGGCAUGAAUCGAUCAAUCGAUGAAUCGAUAAGGUCACAUCGCCGUUGUGUUCGUUGGCACCCCGUACAUGCCGUGCAGUGUGUACCCCCAUCACUCACACUUAAAACCCCUCCAUAGGCCAGCAUACACCCAACACACACGUGAGCAUCGCAACACAGCGCAUCCAACACGAGGAACAAACUUGCCGGCAUCUCUCACGAGCGAACUGCGUGGCGGUGAACAAGGAGAGUCUCAGCAACCGUAUAUCUCGAGAUAUACAGCGCUGCGACCCAACCCAUCCACCGACACGCCGUCCACACGACAGAAGAUGCCCAGCAUGCAAUCGCAUCGCCGCAAAAUUCAUGGAGCCGUCAAAACCUCUCUGUCCUUUCCACACCACACCCACGCUCAAUCCCCCUCAUCUCGUUCAUCGUUCGCGGGACAUCUGCUCCUGCACGAACCCAAAUGCGUCCAUGUUGCCCCGCCCUGGGUCAGCUCCGCUCAGCUUAAAAAGAGCUCCCUCAAGCGUCCCGGACGACGCCUUACUCAGCGACCGCGCCACCCCACCAGCACCCCUCUCGCCCCCCGAUGCACCACCACCACCAUGCUGCACAAACGCAAAGGCCCCGCUGUCGCUGGCCGGCUGCUGCCUCUCGGGUGCGCCAGGCGCCCGGCCGCCGGGGAAGAGGGCGGCGUACCCCAUGCCCCAGCCAGAGGGGUACGCCGACACACUGGGGCGGCCGGAGAGGAUGUCCAGGUGGCUGUCCCUCCUCUGCCUGUCCAUCCCCUGUUGCUGCUGCUGCUGCUGUGCGAAUGGCAGGCUCUGCUGUGGGCUGUGUGGGAGGGAGGGGGCGGACGCAGAAGCGGCCGGCGCGGGUGGUGGUGGGUGAGAGGGAGACGACGGGCCGAGCGACAUGCCCUCGAACAGGUUGGGCAGCGCGGCAUCGCUGGUAGCCCGCAGCACCGGCGACGCCUCAGACUUCACCAUCAGACUCCCAAACAGCCCCAUGCUGCUCUUCGCUCCUCCCUCAGGGCUCGUGCCGUUGCCCAGCAGGUCGGCAGAGGCGCCCUCCGCCGCCAGCGACCCGUUGCCGAUCAGUGGGGCGUCUCGUGGAGGCGAGUUGGCGAAGGGGAAGGAUGAGGGGUGCGAGAGGGCGCCGGGGGUGGGGGAGAGCAGUGACGUCGAUGAUGGGUGGCCGCCUGGCGACGCAGACGAAGGCCCGACGGCUAUGGGCAUCGGCGAGCCGAAGGGAUCUAACCCCGCCAUGCUACCGUUGCCCACAUCGGUGGAUAUCAGGGUGGCCGACACAGCUGACGGCGGCCCAAGCGCGCCACCAGAAGGCGAUAUCAACAGGUCGUCACUCCCCAGCAGGUCGGUGGCAGCACUGGUGGGUGCGGCGUUGCGCUGGGUGGGCGUCUGGCUGCUGUCCAUGUCGAUCAAAUCGGCGACAGGGCUCGUGUGCGCCGCUCUGUGUGGGCGGGUGUGGGGGUGCCUCGCCGGUGCAGGGCUGACGGGGUUCUCGUCGACGAGGCCGAGCAGGAAGAGGACCUUGGUGGCCUUCUGCCGGCACUGGGGGAGCUCUUGCGCCGAGAAGAGCAGCUCUGCCGCAUUGUCCUGGAAGUAGCUCGUGUAGACACUGUCCUGCUGGGGCUCCUCGGCCUCCUCGCCCUCGGCCGCGUGUGUGUGGGUGACGAGAGCCUCCAUGAUGUAGAGCACCUGAUUGAUGUGCGCACACACGCAGACAGACAGACAGACAGACAGACAUAUGCACAUGGGCAAGUGGACACACACGCACGCCGCCGCGUGAGUGAGGUUCCCACCUUGAGCUUGCUCUGCCACGGCGUGGCCGCGUCCUGGGCCUUGUUGACCAGCAGCGUGCCCACCACAGCCGGAUCCAGUGACUCGCACUUGCGGCAGAAGUCCUCGAGUGCAUGGGCGGGCGGCGCUAUCUUGGCUCCUCCAGGCGCACACAGAUCCUCCACCAGCCUCGCCUCGUACUCGCCGGGCUGAGCUGACGUCUGCGGCCUCGACAGACCCAUGGCCGAUGUGGGUGGAGGCGGCGGGGGCGGCAUGCCGCCACUGGUGGACAGAGGGGCGGGGGGGGACUGGUAGCUCGAUCCUCCCUGCCGCUGGUACCCUCCCACCCCCCCUGCAGCGCUGUAGCCUCCCAUCGAUGAGGGGCCUGAAUAGCGGCUUGUACCCGGUAGGCCGCCGGGUAGCCGGGACGCGACAGCAGACGAUGCGGGCAGCACUUUGGACACCACCGAGCUGAUGUUGGACAGAAUCUUGUCGGUCCGCGAUGGCUGAGGCGCGUGGUCAAACGCCGGGUUGCCGAAGCCCGUCAUGCCGCCCACCUUGGGCAUCCCCACGCCCGAUGAGUCGCCGCCUCCUGCAGAGAAUGACGAUGGCCCCCUGUAUGAACUCUCGCCGCCGUAUCUGGCCUCGGCGUGAGCGUAGCGGAGGGCCGGAGGGGGGUUGUACGCACCAGGGCCGUUGCUGUAUGUUGGCGUGUCGCCUAGAUCACUCCCAAACCCCUGGAUGCGCCCGCUGGCGUCCAGCCCGGUCGUCUGACCCGCAUUCUCGGCGCUGAAGAGCGCCUUGACGGUCUGCUCGGCCUCCUCCCUGACGUCCUUCGACGGCGCGUCGCCCUUGAGAGGGUCGGGUGCGCCCCUGUAUGUGAGACACGCCUUGAUGACCUCGGCCUUUCGCUGCACGGCUCGCCUGAAGUCGGGCUUGCCCUUCUCGGCGACAUGCUUGAUGAUGCGGAGGACCUUCAGUUUGACGUAGGGGUUGUCGCGCUGGAGCUUCUUGAGGAGGUACUCGUGCAGCUGCUCGGACGCCUCGGGAUGCAGAAAGGUCAUCUGGGCGAUCUCGUUGAACAUGUAACCAGGCGUCGGCACGUCGUCCUGACUCGUGGCACGGUUCAGCAGCGCCCGGUCCAUGAUGCUGCCGCUCUGAUAUAUGGUCCCUGACUGCUCCAGAGGAUCGUGACCAGGAGAAAUCUAAGACAACGGCGAUAAGCGGCUGCCUGCGUCUUCGUCUCUUGGAAUGCCCUUCUCUUGACCACUUUCC
Molecule: messenger RNA, 3293 nt
Organism: Vitrella brassicaformis
Lineage: Eukaryota; Vitrellaceae
Source: the annotation of a GenBank genome assembly